Cercopithifilaria johnstoni is the source of this 1527-nucleotide messenger RNA. The record is from the annotation of a GenBank genome assembly. Lineage: Eukaryota; Metazoa; Nematoda; Chromadorea; Rhabditida; Onchocercidae.
AUGGAUGUAUGCGAUGUUCAGCGGUUAUGUCUCGAAAAAAAAGAAGAUUGCGAAGAAGAUUUAUGUGGAAUUCUGAAAUCAUUGAAGAUACAUACACCGCAAUGGCCCGAAGAUGUUGCAUGCCUAAUACGAGGUACUCAGAAACUUCAAAAUGAUUCGCAGUUGCGAGUUCCGGUUGCAAGAGAUUCAUAUUUGAAUUGCGAAAUUACUUCCGAGGAAUUUAAUACUGAUGAUUUGCCUUGGCAAAAUGGAUGUGGUGUAACAGGCGUCCUUAAUCAAAGUUAUCGAGGUCGUGUGGUCAACGUUUCUAAUCUUACAAGUUUAACAAUCCAAAAACCAAAACAAGAAAUAGUGGUGGAUUUGGAACAUAAUGCCGAAAUAUCUUACGAACCAGGCGAUGCCUUCUACUUCACUGUACCGAAUGCUCAGGAAGAAGUGGAUUUUAUUUUAGAAAGGAUGGGACUUCUGGAAGCAGCAAAUCGAAAAUUAGUUGUAUCUGUGAAAUCUCAAACUACAGCAAAAAAUGUAGCUCUACCACCAUAUAUACCAGAAAUUUCUACACUACGAUAUAUAUUCACGUGGUGUCUUGAUAUCAGACGAUCUCCAGGCCGACCUCUUCUUCGUGUACUUGCGGAAUGCACGGAAAGUGAGUGUCAAAAAAGGCGCAUUCUAGAAUUGUGUAGUGCUCAAGGAGUUGAAGAAUUCACAAAGUUUGUUCGUCAGGCUGGUCUCUCGAUGGUUGAUUUUCUGCUUAACUUUCCUUCAUGUCGACCUACAGCUGAACGUUUGAUUGAAUUGCUUCCACGUUUGCUCCCGCGACCAUAUAGUGUCAGCUGUAUUAGAGAGCUUUGGGGGAAACGCCUACGUUUCAUUUUUUCGCUAUUACGCUUUAGUGCUACCGAUGGCCGACGUUUCAAUCGUUUUGGUUUAUCAUCGGGAUGGCUUGCAAUGCUGAAAGAAGGAGAAAAAGUUCUGAUGUUCCUGAAAGAAUCAUCUCGUUUUCGUUUACCGCCACCGGUGCAUUCUUCUUUUGACAUUACACGUACGCCCCUUGUCAUGGUUUGCACAGGAACUGCAUUAGCACCGUUUCUGUCUUUCCUGCAGAAGUUAGAUUUUUUGGGAGCCGAGGAAUAUAAAGUACGACGAGAACUGUAUUUUGGAAUUCGAAAUAUUAAAGACGAUUGCAUUCAUUAUGAGGAUAUCGUGCGAUAUGUAGACAAGAAUGUUCUUUCACACUUAUCUCUGUGUGAGUCGCAGCCGUAUAGUGGCAUUGCUGGUAAAAAAUACGUGCAAGAUGCUUUGCAGGAACGCGGUCGGGAGAUUUCGGAUAUAUUGUUGCGAAAGAAUGGAGAUGAAAGUCAUCCUGCAAUCAUUUUUGUGUGUGGCUCUUCGAAGCAGAUGUUAAAAGAUGUGGCCGAUGUAUUUUUACAUAUUUUCAGCGAAUUUCUAAGCAAAAGUAAAGAGGGCGCACAAUCAUUCCUCAGUGAGUUGCGGAAAAAUGAUCAGUAUGUCGAGGAUGUCUGGUAA